AUGUCAUCAGGGUACGACAAGCGUUUCGAAUGGUUGUUUGAGAAAAUUGCAGAUGCGUUUCAUAUGGACAAGGAAACGAUUGCAAGUGUCGGAAGAUCGAAAGAGAACACCGAAUUGAUCGGCUCCUUCCUGGAUGGAGUCGGAAAUUCAAAAUGUUUAUUAUGGUUCUUUUUCAGCCAAGGUGUGAACGACUUUUCCGAUUUUGAUGAAACUUUAACAGCAAGUUCAGCGAAUACAUACUCGAAAGCUCAAACAGUAAUUUCUUUCGGAACUGUGGAUACAGAGAGCACGGUUGCAUCCAUCAAAUCACCUAGAAGCUCUUCGGACGGACCUGUCUUUUUAGUAUCAACGGAUUUUAAUGCCAACCCUUUAAUUAAUAAUGCUAUUUGUAUUUAUUUUGUGAAAGAAGAAAUCACAACCAACAUCACCAUGAAUAAUAUUGAGGACAUUGCAAUGGGAGUAAUAUCAGGAAGCAAAGGUCUCAUGAAGGAACUCAAGGACAGACUGGAAAAUCUGUAUGUUCCCCAGCUAAGGAAACAAAGUGACUGGGGAGAAUUGUCACAAUCGAAUGACAAGAAAGAAGAAAUCAUUGAAUUUUUAGAAAAUGUAGAAAAAUUUGUACAGAAUGUGAGUGAAGCAAAAAUUGCCCUUGAAUCCUCAAUACGAUUGGAACCACCAAAGAAAUUUUCCUCUAUUGAAUCCAAACCAAAAUCCUUUUUGAAAACUGCUUUGAACAGGACCGACGUGAUUUCCUCGUUCGAAGAAGCAGUGUCAACGUGGAUGGGAGACAUUGAUGCUCUUCUCAAUGAAGUGACAGCAGUGCGAGAGGAGGACGAUGAGAGUGGACCUGCAGCAGAACUCGAUUAUUGGAAAUCAAGAAUGGCCAAAUUUAACAGUAUUACAGAUCAACUGAGAGGAAAAGUCUGUAAAACUGUUCUGAGUGUUCUUAAAGCCAAAAAAUCACCAAUACUGGCAGGUUGGAAGAAUAUUGACAUGAGAAUUACGGACGCUGCUAAUGAAGCCAAAGACAAUGUAAAAUACUUGUACAUACUAGAGAAAUUCAGUGAACCACUAUACAAGAGUGACCCAGUGCAAAUGAUUAAUACGUUACCCGCUCUCAUCAACGCCAUCAAGAUGAUGCAAAGUAUUGCACGCUAUUACAACACUUCCGAGAGAAUGACGGCCUUGUUCGUUAAAAUUACCAAUCAAAUGAUUAUUUGCUCGAAAAAGUAUUUAAUGAAGGAUGGCCGUCUGUGGGAACAAGACACUGAAAAAUUAAUAGAAAAAUUCAAAGCUUGCAUUGAUUUGAAUGAAGCCUAUCAGCACUAUUAUCGGAAAACUAAGAGCGAGCUACAACUCAAUCCUUUCGGAAAGCAAUUUGAUUUUAGUGAGAGCGCAAUUUUCGGAAAAUUCGAUCAAUUUUGUUGGAGGAUUCAAAAACUCAUCGAUUUAUUUACAACAUUUAAUCAAUUUUCCUAUCUACAAAAGAGUACAAUUGAAGGUCUGGAACCAAUUUUGAAACAAUUUAACAAGAUCAUCACUGUAUUGAAGAGAAAGAAAUAUGACUUUUUAGAUUAUCGGAAAACUAUUUUUGAUAACGACUAUGUAGAAUUUAACAAUGAUAUUACCAAGCUGGAAUUGGAGUUAAUGACCUUCAUCAACAACAGUUUUUCCGACGCUAGAACGACACGUCACUCAUUGGAACUGCUAGAGCAGUUCAAGAAAGUGCUCAAGCAAGAAAACUUACAACGAAUACUGGAGGAGAAAUACAAAGCCAUUUUCAACAACUACAGCAAAGAUGUCGAGAUGAUAAAAAAUAUUUAUGAAGAGAAAAGUAAAAGACCAACAUUACCAAGAAAUGCACCACCAAUUGCAGGAAACAUUGCUUGGUCGAGACAAUUGAUGCGAAGGCUUGAAGAACCUAUGGAAUUGUUCAAAAAAACUCCUGCCAUUCUCGAUUUAAAAGAUUCCAAAAAAACAAUCAAGUUGUACAACAAGAUUGGAAGAGCAUUAAUUGGAUUUGAGUCGUUAUGGAUGGAAAAAUUUGAUGACGCUCUGGAAACUGCUCGAGAAGGUCUUUUAGCAACAGUUCUUGUUGAACAAGGAAACCAACUAUACGUUAAUUUUGAUAGCGACUUGAAAAUGUUAAUGAACGAGGUAAAAUAUCUUCAGAUCAUGGAAUUAGAUUUACCUGAAUCAGCAACCAGUAUAUUUAACCAGCAAGAGAGACUGCUGUAUUUGGAAGAAGGCCUCAAGUUCAUGGUCAAAGAAUAUUACCGUGUGAUGGGAAUGCAAGAUGAACUCUACAAGGGAAUAUUGAGGCCCAUGAUAAAAACUCUUGAUGAAAAGAUAAGACUCGGAAAAACCACCAUAACCUGGCUCUCUGUUAGAGUGGAUAGCUAUAUUGAGGAUGUUAUGAAAUUCAUCAAAACAAUGGAAGAAACACUUGAAAAAGCCAAUGACAUUUUAACAUUCAGACUCAAGGCAAAUAUUGAUUCCAUUACCAAAACUUAUUUGAUAUCAUUCACUCAUGAGGUGAGAUCCAUUCAACAAUUUCUGAGCGACAAUGAGAAAUUUUCCAAGCAAAUGGCUUUGGACAUUGACAUUAAGAAUCAAGAAAUUGAAUCAGCAGCCUCAGAUCUGAUCUCGAUCAUCACAUUCAAAUAUACAGACGAAGAAAAAUAUCAAGUUGCAAAGGAUUGUAGAACAUUUAAAAUUUAUUUCGAAGAAAGAAUGCUCGAAGCAGUUUCCAAUUGCUUGCGGAACUCUGUGAAGCAUUUGAAGGACAAAAUUAGUCAAGAUAAGAGAUCCAAUGCCAAACCUGUUUUCAAUGUACAGCUUGCGUUAUCGAUACCAAACAUUGUAUUACAACCAAGUCUUGAAGAGAUACAAAAAUGUGUCAAUAAGUGUGCUAGAGUAAUGUUAGAAUCAACUCAACACAUUUUCAAAUGGAGCCAAGACAAAUCGAAGGAAAGAAAGAAUAUCUUUUCUCAAAUUGGAGAAGAUAAGACAACUAUCAAAGGAUUUUUGCAGCUCACUGGUGCUAUUGCCGGGCUUUCUAGUAAGCUCAACGUGUUUAUUGCAAAAUUCCAGCAGUAUGACUUUUUGUGGAAACAAGAUCGAUCUGAAUCGAUUUCUUCAUUUGUUGAAGGAGCAUCAUCGGGAGCGUUUGAUGAUGAAAAGAAAGUUCCACCCUCACUUGAGGACUUUGAAAAGAAAAUCAAAUACUUUUCAGAUCUGGAAAAGGAGCUUCAAGAACUGGAUCAAUACCAUCAAGAAGGAUCUUUAUUGGUUGAUUUGAAGCCAAUCAAGACAGCUCUUACAGUGGAAGCAUCACAAUGGAAAUUUUCAUAUGGUCAAGCAUUGAACUUGAAAGCAAAGGCUGAAAUGGAAAGUUUAUUAACCUACAUGGAAGAAACCACAAAUAACCUAAAAAGAGAUGUCUCUGAUAUCGAAGGAAUUAACAAUGUCAUGAACGUAUUGAAUGACCUUCGAGAAAGAGAAAGCUCAUUCGACUUGGCCAUUAAGCCAAUCAAUGAAGCUUAUGAAAUUUUGAAAUUAUACAAUAUCAAGAUUUCAAAGGAAGAAUUGGAGCAAGUGGAGGAUAACGGUUUGGAAUUCAAGUGGAAGGCUCUCAUUGCUCUUUCAAGAGAAGUCAUGUCGAAAUUCCAAAAAAUUGGACCUGGGUUCAGGAGAGAUCUGGAACAGAAAGUUAAAGCCUUCAAGACUGAGGUUUCAGAAUUUAAAAAGCUUUACGACGAACAAGGUCCAAUGGAAAAAGGAAUCAAUCCUAGAGUGGCAAAAGCCAGAUUAACAUCAUUUAAGAGCGCCUUCGAUGAAAAGAUGAGAAAGUGGAAAACUUACUCCAUGGGAGAACGGUUAUUCAAAAUGAAAGAAACUGAGUAUCCAGAUUUGGUUAAAAUUAGCAAAGAAUUGGAUUGGCUCUCUGGAUUGUAUGAUCUAUACACCGAAGUGAUUGUCACAGUGAAUAGCUUUGAAGACAUCAUGUGGAAUGAGAUUGAUAUUGACGAAAUGUCAAAUGUGUUGAACAAUUUUAAUGUCAGAUGUAAGAAUAUGCAUCCAGCACUCAGAAAAUGGGACGCAUACAUUGAAUUGAAAGACACAAUUGAGAAUUUCCUGAAUACGUUACCCUUGUUGGAAAAACUAAAUCAACCAUGUGUCACACAGCGUCAUUGGAAGCAAAUUUCUGAUUUGUGUAAGAGAUCUCUCGACUACAAGAAUCCUGAAUUUAAAAUUAGAGACAUUAUUGAAGCCAAGUUGGUAGAUCACAAAGAUGACAUUGAAGAAAUUGUAAAUGCAGCUAACAGAGAGUUAAACGUGGAGAAGAAGCUAGAAGAAAUCAAAGAAGAAUGGAAGUUGAAAAAGUUUGUGUUAGGAGACUUCAAGAAUCGAGGAAAACUAGUUCUCAAAGAUACACAAGAUUUAAUGCAAAGCAUUGAAGACACUCAACUUGCUCUUUCGACACUAUUAGGUGAUCUCUACAAUGAGCCAUUCAAGCCCGAAAUUCAACAAUGGAUGGUCAAAUUAUCUGUUACACAAAGCGUUGUCGAUGAUUGGUUGCAGAUUCAGUCAUUAUGGAUUUACAUGUUUUAUGUAUUUACGGGAGGAGAUAUUGGUAGAGAGUUACCACAUGUGUUUAAAAGAUUCCAAAAUGUUGACAAGUCUUGGGUGAAAAUCAUGUCAACAGCAGAGUCAGAACCUAAUGUUAUCAAGCUUUGUUAUCAUGACGAGAUGCUCAGAGAUUUGUUGCCUCAUUUGAAAACACUUCUAGAAAAAUGUCAACGAGAUCUUUCAGGAUAUUUGGAAAAGAAGAGAAUGCUAUUUCCAAGAUUUUAUUUCUUGUCUGAUAAGCAAAUUUUAGAAAUUUUGGGACAAGGAAGCGAUCCAUCAUCAAUCCAAAAACAUUUACUCAGUAUUUUCUCCAAUAUUGCUGAAGUGGAGUUUGACUCGAGACAAAAGAAUCAUAUCAUUGCCAUGAAAUCAUAUGAAGGAGAAUAUGUACCGCUCGUUGAGCCUGUAAUUUGUGAGGAUAACAUUGAAGUAUGGCUCAACAGACUUGUUUCAGCCAUGCAAGAAACCGUUCAUGAAUUGGCCAGAAAUAUGAGCUCGACACUACUUUCAGAUCUCGCUGUCGUCGAAAACAAUUCUUUUGGUAGAGACAAGCUCACCAAGUUUAUUGGUGACAUUCCUUGCUCACAGCUUGCCCUCCUUGGACUUCAAUUGUUGUGGACUUGGGACAGUGAGAUGGCUAUUCGAAAUUCACGAGAUCGAACAUCAAUGGCGAAUGCUAAAAAGAAGUUUGAGACCAUUUUUAACCAUUUGGUCACUCUCACCACAAAUCCAAAGCUCACAGCUCUUCAAAGAACGAGAUUAGAAACUCUCAUUACCAUUCAUAUCCACCAAGUAGAAAUAUUCCAAGAGCUAUUCAAGAAGAAGGUUAAAAAUGUGAAUGACUUUGAAUGGACUAAAAGAACGAGAUUCUACUGGAAAGCAGAGCAAGACAAGUGCGUCAUUUCUAUCACAGAUGUUGACUUUGAAUAUUGCAAUGAAUAUCUUGGAUGUACAGAAAGAUUGGUCAUUACUCAAUUAACAGACAGAAUUUAUAUUUCGUGUGCACAAGCAAUGGGAAUGUUUUUGGGUGGAGCACCAGCUGGUCCAGCCGGUACUGGUAAAACAGAAACAACCAAAGAUAUGGGAAGAACCAUGGGCAAAUAUUUCAUUACCAUCAAUUGUUCGGAUCAAGGUUCUGUGCACUCAAUGGGCACAACGUUCAAAGGUAUUGCUCAAAGUGGUGCCUGGUGUGGUUUUGAUGAAAUUAACAGAGUCAAGCUUGAAGUGUUGAGUGUUGUCGCUGCUCAGGUUGCCUGCAUUUUCGAUGCCAUGAGAAAUCGAGCAUCCAAGUUUACCUUUACCGAUGGUUCUGAACUUGUACUCGAUCCAACAUGUGCAUGUUUUAUCACAUUCAAUCCAGGUUAUGCUGGUCGUACUGAACUACCAGAAAACAUGAAAGCAUUGUUUAGAACCAUUGCAGUGGUUCAACCUGACAGAAGAAUUAUUAUGAAAGUCCGAUUGGCUGCAUCAGGAUUUUUAGAAAAUCAACCUCUGUCUAAGAAAUUUGACAUGUUGUACAAACUAUGUGAACAACAAUUGUCCAACCAAAAUCACUAUGACUUUGGUUUGAGAAAUAUCUUGUCUGUUCUUAGAACGUGUGGAGUUUCACUACGAUCAGAAAGUUCAUCCGGUGAAAAGGGUGGUAAUGAAGUGAAAAAAGAUGAAACCAAAGUACUCAUGAGAGUUUUGCAAGAUAUGAACAAUUCCAAACUUGUCGAUGAAGACUCUACCUUGUUCAAAGAAUUGUUAAAAGACUUGUUUCCCAAUGAAACAUGUAACGAUGCUCCAGAUGCUGCCAUGAGUGAGGCCAUCGACUCGGUGAUUGAAAAGCAUGGACUUGUUAAUCACUCGCCUUGGAAAUUGAAAAUUUUGCAACUCUACGAACAAUACAAGGUGCGUCAUGGUCUUUGUUGCAUGGGUCCGAGUGGUUCAGGUAAAAGUGCUGCAAUCAAUGUACUUUGUGAAGCUCUUGGAAAAAUUGGUAUUCAAACCAAAAUUAAGAAGAUGAAUCCAAAAUCAAUCACUUCAGAACAAAUGUUUGGUACUCUUGAUAAAGGAACCAACGAUUGGACCGAUGGUAUAUUUACAUCUCUGUGGAGAGAAACUAUGGACAAGAAGAAGGAAUAUUCCUGGAUUCUGCUUGAUGGACCUGUCGACACGAUUUGGAUUGAAAAUUUGAAUACUGUGUUGGAUGAUACCAAAUCGUUGACACUUGCCAAUGGUGAUCGAUUGAAUAUGCCAAAAACUUUGAAAUUAGUAUUUGAAGUCGGUAGCUUGGAUAAUGCCUCUCCUGCCACCGUUUCCAGAAUGGGUAUGGUUUAUAUUGGCUCUACUAUACUUGGAUGGGAACCUAUCUUCCUCUCAUGGAUUAAGAAGCAUAACAAGCGUUCAAACAAUGAAAUUGAAAAGCUCACAAACCUUUUCAACAAACAUGUCACUGACAUUCUCACGUUCAUUGAGAAUGAAUGCUCUCCAUCAAUGUUUAUUGGAAAUUCCAACAUUGUGGCUACAACAUUGAAAAUCUUGGACGGCAUGUUCACAAACUUUACUCGAAAAUCCUUUACUGAUUCUAUGAUUGAGAAGCUUUUUAUUUUCUCAGUCAUAUGGGGAAUUGGAGGCACCUUGGAGAGUUCGGAUCGAAUUAAGUUUCAUACCUUCCUCGAAAAAGAUUGUAAAUUGUCAAUUCCUUCUCUAGACUCGGGAGACACGAUCUAUGAAUUUACCAUGGAUGAAAAUGGAGACUGGAGAAAUUGGAAGUUCAACGUUCCACAUUGGAAAUAUCCAACCGAUUAUGAGCCACUCUUCAACAGUAUUUUAAUUCCUACAGUGGAUAAUGUAAGAACUGACUUUUUGAUUCAACUCAUGGCCAAGCAAGAGCAUUCCGUCCUUCUUAUUGGUACCAGUGGUACCGCCAAAACAGUCACCAUUAAGAAGUAUCUCAAUGAAUUAGACAAGAACAAGUUCAAAAACAAGUUAAUCUCAUUCUCGAGCGCCACUACACCUGGUAUUGUACAAAAUUCAAUCUUUACCUCUCUCGAAAAGCGAUUGAGUAACAAGGUGUUUGGUCCUCCUCUUGGCAGAAAAAUGUUUAUUUUUAUUGAUGAUAUUAACAUGCCAGAAAUCAAUGAAUGGGGCGAUCAAAUCACUAAUGAAAUUGUGAGACAAGUUAUUGAGGAUGGUGGAUUCUAUUCUCUCGACUCUAAUAAUCAAUGGUUAAAGAUUGUAGAUGUGCAAUUUUUGGCUGCUAUGAAUCAACCUGGUCUUGGAAAGAAUGACAUUCCAGAUCGAUUGAAACGACAUUUUGCUAUUUUCAAUCUGACGGUUCCAUCCACAAAAUCGAUCGAUCACAUAUUUACAACCAUUAUUGAAGGUCAUUACUGCAAAGCAAGAGGUUUCUCUGAUGAAGUCAUGCAAUGUGCUUCUACCUUGCCAGAGCUUACAAGAAAGUUAUGGAUGCAAACCAAAGAAAAGAUGCUUCCAACACCAAACAAGUUCCACUAUGUUUUUAACUUGAGAGAUUUGAGCAGAAUUUUCCAAGGGUUGUUACUUGGUAAGAGUGAAGUUAUUCAAAACCAUUUAGAUUUGCUUCAUUUGUGGAGACACGAAGCCGAUCGAGUGCUUCAUGAUAAAUUCAUCGAAGAUGCAGAUCGUGAAUGGUUCCAAAAUACAUCCAAAGGACUCUUAAAGGAACACUACGGAGAAGACAUUGCUAGAGCUGUAAAAUCAAAACUUUUUGUCGACUUUUUGAGAAAGGCCGAAAGUCAUGACGAAAAUGUUGUUAGCAUGGAUGACAUGGACUAUGAAGCUCCACCACCAGAGGAUGAUCCAAAGAUUUAUGAACCUGUAGACGAUUAUGUACUUCUCUAUAAUCGACUGGAUGAGUUGCUAAACAAGUACAAUGAAAAACAUAAGAAAGAGCCUUUGGAUAUUGUACUAUUUGAUUUUGCGAUUUUACACAUUACAAGAAUUUCAAGAAUUAUUCGAAGUGAAAGAGGAAAUGCAUUGUUAGUUGGAGUUGGAGGUAGUGGAAAACAAUCGCUAACCAAGUUAGCUUCCUAUAUUGCAGGUUACAAAACCUUUAAAAUUCAAGUAACAAAGAAUUAUCACAUUCAAGCUCUUCUCGACGACUUGAAAAAGCUAUACAAGAUUGCGGUGUUGGAAUCUCCAGUGACUUUCAUAUUCACCGAUAACGAUAUUAAGGAUGAACAAUUUUUGGAGUAUAUCAACAUGAUGCUUACCUCAGGAGAUAUUCCAGGUCUUUUCACAAAAGAAGAACGAGAAAUGAUGAUUGGAGAGCUGAGACCAAUUGCUAUCAAAAGCGAUCCAUCAUUUAUGGCAACUCCAGAAAAUUUAUUUAACUUCUUCAUUGAUCGAGCGAGAGACAAUUUACACAUGGUUCUAUGCUUCUCUCCCAUCGGAGAUCAAUUCAGAAACAGAUCGAGAAAAUUCCCUGGAAUUAUUAGUGGAUGUACCAUUGAUUGGUUUGAUCCUUGGCCAAAAGAAGCCCUUAAAGCAACAGCUGACAAGUUUAUCGGCAAUUUUGAUUUAGCUACCACUGACAGCAUCAAGAACAGUUUGGUUCUUUUCAUGAAAGAUUUGCACUACAGUGUGAAUGAACUCACCGUAGAAUAUUUGAACAAGUACCGACGAAAUACCUACGUAACUCCAAAGACAUACCUUUCUUUCCUUAACAUUUAUAGAAAGAUUUAUGUUGAAAAAUUACAAGAAAUUGAAAAGAAGAGUAAUAACAUUUCGAAAGGCCUCGAAAAGUUACAGCAAGCAAAAGAAGACGUACGAGAGAAAGGAAAGGAGUUGGAACAAAAAGAAAGGGAGCUGCAAAUUGCUCAAGCAAGCGCCCAAGUGUUGGUUGAUAAGGUACAAAAAGAAACAAAGGCAGCAGAAGAACAAGGACGAGAAAUCCAAAAGAGAAAAGAAAAACAAGAAAAAGAAGUGAAAAUUGUUCAAAAGGAGCGAGAUGAAGUUACACACGAUCUCAAGAAUGCUGAACCUCACCUUCAAGCUGCAGAAAGAGCGUUGGAUAAAAUUACUAGCGCUUCUUUGAGUAAGAUUAAAAAGUAUCAGACACCACCAGAACCAAUCAUGAGAGUGAUGGACACCAUUCUCAUCUUCAGAGGCCUUCCAAUUGACAAGACUGAAAUUGAAGAACGCUCUACAGACCCAAAGAACCCAAGAAAGAUUUUGAAACCAUCUUGGAGAUAUGCCAAAGAAAUGAUGAACAAUAUCAACUUUAUGCAAAGUUUGUUAAAGUUUGACAAAGAUUCGAUUAGUGACGAGCAAGUUGAAUUAGUUGCACCUUACAUGGAUGAUCCAACCCUGACAGUGGAAAAUGUGUUAAACUCAUCAGAAGCUGCUGCUAGUCUUUGGGAAUGGGUACAAUCCAUGGUCAAUUAUCAUAACAUUGCCAAAGUUGUCGACCCAAAGAGAAGAAAAGUCGAAGAAGCAGAAACCAAAUUGCAAAUAGCUCAAGCUCAACUCAAGGAAAUGGUAGACGAGUAUGAAGAAAAGCAAAAAGAACUCAGAGAGCUCAAUAGACAACUUGAAGAGGCUCUUAACCACAAGAAACAAUUGGAAGACGAUGCUCUUCAAACCAGAAAAAGAAUGGAAGCCGCUGAAGCAUUAAUUCAUGGCUUAUCAUCCGAAGAAGAGAGAUGGAGAAAAGAUCAAAAGCAAUUCCAAUUAGACAUUCAUAAUUUAAUUGGAGAUAUUGCCCUGGCUUCUGUGUUUUUGACGUAUUCAGGACCAUUCAAUCAAGAAUUCAGAAGUACCAUCGUCGAGCAGUUGUGCUUUGCCGAAUUUAAAAACAGAGGUAUUCCAUUUUCCGAAAAAGUUAAUGUUAUUGAUUUCAUUACACACCCAACCACAAUUGGCGAAUGGAGAUUGCAAGGAUUGCCAAACGAUGACUACUCCACACAAAACGCCAUCAUUGUCACGACAGGCUCAAGAUAUCCUUUAUUGAUUGAUCCUCAAGGUCAAGGUAAAGAAUGGAUCAAACACAAGGAAGCAAACGACCUUGUUAUCACCACCCUUUCUGCAGAUAAUCUGAAAGAAGAUUUAGAAAAAUGUGUUGCUACUGGUCGACCACUUCUCAUCGAAGAUAUUGGAGAAGAACUUGAUCCAAUAUUGGAUUCUGUUCUCGAUAUGCAACUCAUUAAAAAAGGUAAACGCCCAAAGAUUAAGAUUGGAGAGAAUGAGGUACCUUAUAAUGAAAACUUUAGAUUGUACAUUACGACCAAAUUACCAAAUCCUAGAUAUACCCCAGAAAUGUUUGCAAAGGUUUCAGUCAUUGACUUUACAGUCACUGCUAUUGGUUUGGAAGAUCAAUUAUUAGCAAUUGUUAUUAACAAGGAAAUGAUUGAAUUGGAAGAGAAACGAACUUCACUACUCAACGAUAUCCAAGAAUGUAACGAAAUUAUGGAACAAUGUGAAAAGGAAUUGCUUGAAAAGCUCAGUGAAAAUCGUGAAAAGAGUUUAGUCGACGAUACUGAGUUGAUUGAUAUCCUCACAAAAACGAAAGAAAAGAACAGAACUAUCAAGGAAAAACUCAUGAUCAGUGAGGAGACUAAUAGAAGUAUUCAGGAAGCAAGAGAAGAAUUUAGACCUGUAGCCAACAGAGGAAGUAUUAUGUACUUUGUGAUCACAGAGCUCAGUCUUAUCAAUUGCAUGUAUCAAGUCAGUCUCAGUCAAUUUAUCAAACUUUUCAUUCAAGCUAUCGAUGAGUCAGAAAAGGACAGGAAUAAUAAGGUGAGAAUUGACAACAUUAUUAAUUAUUCCACCUUCUUUAUCUACAAAUACGUACAGAGAGGUCUAUAUGAAAAGCACAGAAUAGUUUUUGCAUUGCUUCUCGCUCUCAAGAUUGACUUGAAAAAGCCCAAGUCUAAAGGAAAGGGAAUCACCAUGAAAGAAUUCAAUUGCUUGAUUAGAGCUGGUAAUGCUCUUCAGAAGAGUGACGCACCAAAAAUUCCAUUUUCUUGGAUUGAAGACAAAACAUGGCUGAAUAUUUUCAGCUUGACCAAAGCUGACAUUCCUGAAUUCAGAAAUAUUCAUCUCCAAAUUGAAAACAACGAGGACCAAUGGAAGAAAUUCUACUUUUCUGCAAGCCCUGAAAAUGAGGCAAUUCCUGACUUCUCCUCUCUCAGUACCUUCCAUAGAUUAUUGCUCAUAAGAUGUAUUCGUAUGGAUAGGACCAUGAAUGCAUGCUCAUCCUAUAUCAUUGACACGCUUGGACAACAAUUUGUCGAUUCAAUUUCGUUGAAUUUGGAAGAAACAUGGAAAGAAUCAUCACCCAUUACACCAAUUGUUUGUUUACUAUCUCAAGGCUCUGAUUUGACUGGAUCCAUUGAAAAACUUGCACAACAUUUGAAAAUGACCAUCGACAGAGUUUCCAUGGGACAAGGUCAGAAAGAGAAGGCUCAAGAAUUGAUCAAGAAUGCCAUUGCAAAUGGAGGUUGGGUUCUUCUACAAAACUGUCACCUCGGUAUUGACUAUCUCGAAAUUCUAGAAAAGACACUCAUGGACCUAUCCAAGGAAGAUUACAGUGACAAGUCAUUCAGAGUUUGGAUAACAACCGAGCCCACUCCUUUAUUCCCAAUCAACCUCUUACAAAUGUCAAUUAAGGUCACAGACGAGCCACCUACAGGUAUUAGAGCAGGUCUGGCUAAAGCUUACAAUUGGCUCACUCAAGAAGCUCUCGGUGAAGUUCCUGAAAAUCGAAAAUUGAUUUACAGUACAUGUUUUCUUCACUCGGUACUCAUUGAAAGAAAAAAGUUUGGCCCUCUUGGCUGGUGUGUACCCUAUGAAUUCAAUCAAUCCGAUUUGGAAUGCUCUCUUCAUUUCUUAAUCAAUUACCUUAAUGAAAAUGACAUCAAAAAGAUCCAAUGGAAUACUAUUCGAUACAUGAUUUGUGAUGUACAAUAUGGAGGAAGAGUGACAGAUGCCUACGAUUCAAUUCUCCUGAGCAAGUACGGAAACAAAUUCUAUGGACAACAUGUCUUCUCAAAGGACUUUACCUUUUACUGCGACCGUGAAAAACAAAAAGUGUAUGAAAUUCCCGAAAAGGCCAAGAUUGAUGACUAUCGAAAGUACAUUCAUGAAACUUUACCACUCUUUGAUCCGCCAGAAGUUUUUGGUUUGCAUCAAAAUGCAGAAAUUGUUCACAAUGAACAAAAAACAAACUUUGUGUUGAGCACUAUUCAAGGUAUUCAGCCAAAAGAAUCUGCUGCAGGAAGUGGUGAAACACGAGAAGACAUUGUCUUGAAGGAUGUGAAAAGUUAUUUGGAGAAAAUUCCCGAAGAAUAUGACAGUAAGGAACUCAAGAAAUACUUUAAGAAAAUCGAGAAUUCUAAAAAGGAUAGUGGUGGUGCCAAUAAUCCAAUGGUUAUUUUCUUGAAACAAGAAAUUGAUCGCAUGAAAAUUGUGUUAAAACUUGUCCGUAGACAUUUACAAGAUUUGAAACUUGCCAUUGCUGGUACCAUUGUCAUGAGUGCAGAGCUUCAAAAUAUUUUCGAUUCGCUCUAUGAUGCAAAAGUUCCUCAACCAUGGCAAAAAGUUUCAUGGGAAUCCCAUAAAUUGGGUGUUUGGAUUGAACAAUUACAGAAACGACAUGAACAAUUUAUGAGUUGGUUACAAAAAGGUCAACCCAAACUCUUUUGGAUUUCUGGGUUUUUCAACAUUGCUGGAUUUUUAACAGCCGUGAAACAAGAAUCGACUCGUAAACAUGCUGGAUGGUCACUCGAAUCUGUUUCUCUCAAGACUGAAAUUACAAGCAAAGACGCUCUCAAAGAUAGUUUCAAUGCACCCGAAGAUGCUGAAGGAGUCUUUGUUUAUGGCUUGUAUUUGGAAGGAGCAAUUUGGGAUCGAAAAGCGAAACAACUUUCCGAUGUUCCUUCUUCCGAGUUGAGUCUUGUUCAUGAAUUGCCAAUUAUUCAUCUCUCAGCCAUCUCAUCCAUGCAAGGUAGUGAUAUGGGACCGAAAGAGUAUGUGUGUCCAGUGUACAAGAAUCCAGAUCGUACUCAUAGAAAUUACAUUUUCGAUUUGCAUUUGAAAACGAGUGAAGAUCCAAGCAAGUGGACACUGAGAGGAGUAGCAGCUCUAUGUUCUAAAGUGUAA
Molecule: messenger RNA, 13758 nt
Organism: Naegleria lovaniensis
Lineage: Eukaryota; Heterolobosea; Eutetramitea; Acrasida; Naegleriidae
Exons: 3
Coding region: 1-13758 (4585 amino acids)
Biological process (GO): microtubule-based movement
Cellular component (GO): dynein complex
Molecular function (GO): minus-end-directed microtubule motor activity; ATP hydrolysis activity; ATP binding
Source: RefSeq, a predicted model, not a curated record